AUGUCCACCAGAUCGGUGGUGGUGAUUUUCCUGUUUGGAGUUUGUUUGGGACUAUCGGUAGCAGGGAUGCAAUUUUCCCUCCAAUUGGGUUCGACGACCGGUGAUUGCCCUUCUUCCUCCUACAAAGAGAGUCUCUCUGCCAAUGCUCCUCCUUCCACUACAACUUCUUCCACUACUUCUCUGGAACCACUGCAUAUACUAUUUGGCAUGUCGGGCAACGAUCCAGGCUUUUUUGAAGAAUUCCAAGUCUGUCUCAAGAGUGUGUUGCUGAAUGCUCCUCAUCAACGAGCGACACACAUUCACAUUAUGGCCGAUCAAGAAGCCUUCCAAACGCUGCACCACACUAAUGCCACGCACAAGGGAAUCUUCGAAACCAUCCAACUCCAGGGAGCCCCAUGGUUCCAAGACAUCACCAUUUCCACCUACAAUGUUCAAUCCCACGUAGACCAGUGGUCGGAAUAUAUUCGUCAACGCGUCAAUCAUCAAAAUUAUCCUGCCACGGAGCAUCACACCGUCGGCGCUUACUUUCGACUCUUUCCACAACAAGUCAUUCCCAAUCCACCCGAAUUCAUGCUCUAUCUCGAUACCGACGUGGCCGUCAUGGCCAACAUGGCCGGAAUGCUACCCUACGCCGAUCCCACGUAUACCUUUAUCAUGUCGGAAUCGUGUACCGGUGUCAUGUGGAUCCAUGUUCCCAAAUUAGAUCAGUUUUGGAAUCACUAUGUACCCCAGCGAAAAUGGGAUAUACGGAUUGAACACGAUCAAAAUCUCAUUUUGGGAGUGGCGCAAGCAUUUCCCAACGAUCCCAUUGUACAAGUCCUGUCGCCCACAUGGGAUUUGCAAGUGGCCAAACAUUGGCGGCACGUGACACGACAACAAUUGUUGGCACUACGACCCGACGGAAUCGGUUUGAUUCAUUACAAUGGAGGGGGGGCCUCCAAGGGAUCCUCCUUUCGUGUCAGUGAUUUUGUCACCAAGGACUGGGCGCAAGACGGGUGGGCCAUUCCCGCAUUGUAUUAUCGAGAAUUGCCCUGGGAAUGGGUCAAAUUCAUGGGGAGAAUGAUGGUAGAGGAGCGGGGAGGAGGAGGAGGAACGAUUCGAAUACAGACUACUACAAAACAUUGA
Messenger RNA from Seminavis robusta, 1125 nucleotides. The record is from the annotation of a GenBank genome assembly. NCBI's taxonomy places the organism in Eukaryota, Bacillariophyta, Bacillariophyceae, Naviculales, Naviculaceae.